This is a messenger RNA of Trypanosoma theileri, 783 nucleotides long. RefSeq lists its product as uncharacterized. Gene Ontology annotation, biological process: Golgi calcium ion homeostasis; calcium ion transmembrane transport; manganese ion transmembrane transport. The record is from RefSeq and is a predicted model, not a curated record. Gene Ontology annotation, cellular component: Golgi apparatus. Bases 1 to 783 code for a protein of 260 amino acids. The transcript has a single exon. NCBI's taxonomy places the organism in Eukaryota, Euglenozoa, Kinetoplastea, Trypanosomatida, Trypanosomatidae. Gene Ontology annotation, molecular function: manganese ion transmembrane transporter activity; calcium ion transmembrane transporter activity.
AUGUCGAGUAUCACCGAAAAGAGUUGGACGGAGGGUAUUGUCGCCUCCUUCUCCAUGAUCCUCGUUAGUGAAAUUGGCGAUAAGACAUUCUUCAUUGCGUGUCUCAUGGCGAUGCGUCACAGCAAAGCUCUUGUCUUCUUUGGUGCCAUUGGCGCUCUUGCGACCAUGACUGUUCUCUCUGCGCUGAUGGGAGUUGUGGUGCCGAAUGUACUCUCUGUGCGAGUGACGGAGGCCCUGGCGGUUGUGCUCUUUCUCUUCUUUGGGUGCAAUAUUUUAUACGGGGAGUUGUGUCGCCCGCACGAGGAUGCGGAGAGCGAAGACGAAAUGGCAGAGGCCGCCGCCGUUUUGCGCCGCCGCGACCCCAACGAUCAUCUCGAGACGGGGUCCAACACGACGACGGGCAGCAGUAGCAACACCGGCAUCCCCGGCCGGCGAUCGCGGCUGUUCAGUUGGCGCGGCUGGAAAACUCUGAUGCACCCCGUGUUGGUGGAGGCCUUCACCCUCACAUUUGUGGCGGAGUGGGGCGAUAGAAGUCAACUCGCAACAAUUGCACUCGCGGCGGCGAAGAAUCCAUACGCGGUGACACUAGGCGGUGUGAUGGGACACGCCCUCUGCACAGGUGGGGCGGUGCUGUUUGGUAAUCUCAUCGCCCAAUAUGUUUCCAUGCGAACGGUAAACAUCGUUGGCGGUGUGCUCUUCAUUCUAUUUGCUUUCGGCACACUCUACGAGUUCAUCACACAAACACACCACAUUGAUGAGAUCCAGCGGCAAAAGACACCAUAG